Salvia splendens (bonfire salvia) is the source of this 981-nucleotide messenger RNA. RefSeq names its product AT-hook motif nuclear-localized protein 27. Gene Ontology annotation, cellular component: nucleus. Gene Ontology annotation, biological process: vegetative to reproductive phase transition of meristem. Gene Ontology annotation, molecular function: DNA-binding transcription factor activity; minor groove of adenine-thymine-rich DNA binding. The record is from RefSeq and is a predicted model, not a curated record. The transcript has a single exon. NCBI's taxonomy places the organism in Eukaryota, Viridiplantae, Streptophyta, Magnoliopsida, Lamiales, Lamiaceae. Bases 206 to 922 code for a protein of 238 amino acids.
UGCAAUCCAAACACUUGCUCCUCAAGCUUCUUCUCCACCCUCCCUUCAAUACUCUCUCUGUCAAUAACUUGUUUCAAUCUUGCUAUUGUCAGAUUCCAGUAAAAGAUCCCUUCCACUUGCUUUUUAAUUUCUCUUUUAACUUCUCACUCUUUAAAAACACACACACACAUACACACAGAGAGAGAGAGAUUUUGCGUUUACGGAAAUGGGCGAUUACGAGCAAGAAGCCCCAAAUUCAUUUCAUCACCUAAGAGAAACCCCCACCACCAGCUCCGCCGCCACCGGGCGUCGCCCACGCGGCCGCCCGCCCGGCUCCAAGAACAAAUCAAAACCCCCCACGAUCGUCACCCGCGACACCCCCAACGCGCUCGGCACCCACAUCCUCGAGGUCUCCUCCGGAAACGACGUCGUCGAAAGCGUCUCCGCCUACGCUAGGCGCCGCGGGAGGGGCGUCUGCAUCCUCAGCGGCAGCGGUGCCGUCUCCAACGUCUCCCUGCGCCAGCCCGGCGGGGCCGCGCCCUCCGUGGCGCUGCAGGGCCGCUUCGAGAUCCUCUCGCUCUCGGGGACGGUGCUGCCUCCGCCCGCGCCGCCGGGGGCUGGCGGGCUGUCGGUGUUUCUCGCCGGCGGGCAGGGGCAGGUGGUCGGCGGGAGUGUGGUUGGGCCCCUGGUGGCGGCGGGGCCUGUGGUUUUGAUGGCGGCGUCGUUUGCGAAUGCGGUGUUUGAGCGAUUGCCUCUGGAGGAGGAGGGGAGCGGCGCCGGCUCGCAGAGUUCCGGUGUCAGUGGUGGUAAUAGCGGCUGCGGCGGCGGUUUGUUUAGCUCGGUAAGUGGGUAUGCGGCGGAGGCGGCGGGGAAUUAUCUCUUUGCUGCUGAUUUGUCUGGAUUGGGCGGUGGAAGUAAUGUAAGGCCGCCACCACCGUUUUGAUUUUCUUGAAAUGUGUGCUUUUUUUGGUAUUAAAAAAUGGAUUUUUUUUUCUCUGUAGC